Molecule: messenger RNA, 13186 nt
Organism: Porites lobata
Lineage: Eukaryota; Metazoa; Cnidaria; Anthozoa; Scleractinia; Poritidae
Source: the annotation of a GenBank genome assembly
AUGAUUUCCUCACUCAUUUUCUGCUUCAUUGUUGGCGCAGUUUUAGCAGCCGAAGAAGACUCUAGAUCUGCCUACAUCAAAACUCAAGAGAACAAGCGUUUACAUGGCUAUGUUGUCAAGAAAAUCGAUUCUACGGAUGAAAUGUCAUGCAGCCAAGCAUGUUUAAGGCAUUCUUGGUGUACCUCUUCUAACUUCAAAGAGUCCUCGGGUAACUGUGAACUGAACAAGCAUGAGUUCUCUACAACUGAUGAUGACACCAAGCUCACUGAUAAUCCAGGCACAACGUUUUCAAUGUUUCUUAAGGUAAGAAAAGUUCUGAAUUUUCAUUGCUUAGACAACAAGGGCGUGCGUGUGCAGACGAGCCUCAUUUCCGCGUGCAAGAAGAAUAGACUCGUGCACCCAGGCUAAGGCAACAACUGUUCAAGCGAAACUACGUAAAAAAAAUAGAAAUUUGGUAAAACAGUGAAGUUGAGUUGUUGUAAAAGAGCACUAGCUAGCACUCGCAUUUCAGUCAUAUGUUUCGUAUGGGAGCGAGCAUGUUUUCCUUUCCCAAAUUUUUCAGUUCCGCCACAUUAUUAUCGAAGGCGAUGUUUUCUUCCCUAACAAGAGGCUUACAUGUUUUGAAAAUAAAGUUAAGAGAAGUACAGAAUGCAAACAACUAUAAAUGUUAAAAGAAGAGGAACGCAGAGCCGGCAAUUUAUGUUCAGGGAUCAGUCUCUGCAAGCUGUAGGAAGUCGAUGGAAAACGAUAUAUAUCAUUUUAGCUCACCGAAGUAACAUAUGAACAUUUUCCUCAGGGCUGCCUAAUGGCUGGAUGCCUUAACGGAGGUUCUUGUUUGUUCGACGAAGGGAAAGAUACGUUUGCUUGUUCAUGCAAUCCGCAAUGGAGAGGAGAAAAAUGCGAAAAGGGUAGGUCUAAAUUGUUUUUGUUCCUUAAGUACGAUAGACUAUAUAGGAGAAGAGUGAAAGACGUAACCCGCCUGAAAACGAAGCACACGACUUAACGUUCUGUACUUAAGUAUAUGAUGUAGCCAGCAGAUUAUAACUCUUUCCUUGCUUGUAAAAAAAAUUGCCACGUAUAUGUUGUAGUUAAUUUUUUGUCUCAGGUAAUUUUUAUUUUUCUUUUGUUUCAACUUCAUUAGCAUACAUUAGCAUACCCAAAAACAAAAGAGAAACAAAAAUUACCUGGGAUAAAAAAUUAACUACAACAUAUACGUGGCAAUUUUUUUUACAAGCAAGGAAAGAGUUAUAAUCUGCUGGCAGGUUACCUCUGGCGAUGCAGUUGAUAUAAUCCUUAGGAAUUAAUUUACAUCCCGUCUAAUAUAAGAAAAGUGUGUAACGUAUGAGACUUUGGCGUUUACCGUUAGCCUCGAAUGUGGAAAAGGUCGACAUUAGAUCUGGCAAAAUUUUAUGUGACGCUCAAAUUAACGUAAACAAUACCUAACACCUGGAUUAACCCAACAUGACGGCCGUUUUUAAAGACAAAAUUUGCAUGCAUGAAAAUUAGACAAUUAUUUUGCUUAAGGCUUUUCCGGCGAAAAAUUGGUCAAUCGUCUGAGGAAACAGAUUCUAAAUAGAAGUGUAAAUUGUUUAAUAGUUAGUCGUGAAAGAAACAAAGUGGCAAUGCGCAAACUUGGCACAAUUGUAUUUGCGCUUUUCUCUGUCACUGUAGCAGUUUCAACCCACCUUUGCGUUGUUUGUCGCCAUUUCUGCUGCCCUAUGUCGCUGUUUCAAGGCCCUUUCGCUUCAGUGUCGAAAUUUAGCCCAACAGGGCCUAGAGAAAGUGGCCAAAACAAGUGCAAUCAACUGAGACGCACCUAAUAAGGGUGAAACUAUACAAAACACCACUGUUGUUUGGGCCUGAUGGGUUUAAAGUCUGAAAAUAAAUAAAGAGAGAGUGAAAAUGAGACGACCCCAAAAUGUUUUGUAUGCGCCUAAAAAGCCUGCAUUGCCAGAAAAACUGAUUAUGGACUCUCUCCUCCACAGAGGCCUCCUUGUGUUGUGCGAGAGCACGCUGGGCACCCGCGCGCUUCUUAUUUUUUCAAUUAUUGCUAUUUUUAAACGGAUACCCAGCAGGAGCCUCUGCAGAGGAGAGAGGAGUAUGGAAUAGUCUGAAAUGUCACAGGUCCCCACCCCCUAAUCCGUAAGGGACGCGUCUCUCUCCCCCGCGCCUUAAAGGGGAUGGAGACGAAUGACAUUUCAGACUACGUAUGGACAUUUUCGUUCAUCCGUGAAUUAAUAAAGGCAGUAUACAGAGAAAACACAUUUCCCUUUGUGGGUCGGUAGGGAAGGACAUAACGAACAAACCAUUAGUUUUCUCAUGAAGUAGUUUGACGUCUGGCCUAGCCACUUCCCUUAUUGUGGCACCCAAUCAAAUAAAACAGUAAUCAUUAAAAUGAUUUUCCACGAAAGAUUUCAACAGACGAUUGAAGGGAUCAUUCAGUAAAAAUUAUAUUCUUCUAAAUAAUUCAAUGCAUUCUAUUUACUAUUUUGCAGACAUAAACGAGUGUGAGACAGGAAAGCAUCACUGCGACUCCAAUGCUUUCUGUAACAACACUAAAGGCUCUUACAUUUGUACAUGCAAACCAGGAUAUAACGGAAACGGCGUUAACUGCACAGGUAAAAUAAGGAAGCGAAAACCCUCAGCUGAUAUCACUGAAUAACCUGAUGGGAAAGCAUUUCUAUUCAACAAUUUUUUUCGAGUUCCAUUAUGGUGAAUGCAUGUUACAUCUUUAGGGGUUCUUUAAAAUCGGUUCCAACAUGAUAGCAUGUGAUAGGCCGCUUGUUUAUCGUUGGCAUGCGAACAGGCUCACUUAUGCGAGUUUGGGGUUAUAUGUUAAGGCGGCGGUGCCGUCAGCGGGAAUUGACGAAUAAGGCGAUUAAACGUUGCAAAAUAUGUGUAUAUUCGGCAACAAUCAUUAGCUCGAUUCGCGGUUUUUUUAACACGGCUUUUUUCCCUUUUUUCCAUGACUAUAUUUUGCUAUCUUCCGUAAAAAUUUCCUCGUACAACGUCGACAUUUUGCUUUGUUCCUAUUGGAUAGUAUCUUUACACCUCUUAAGGGGGCGAAAUUAAAAAAAUAAAUAGCCCGUCUGCAGGCUCGCUUUUCUCCGUCCCAUUCUUUUUGCCGCCAGCUAGCGCUGGUGGCUCCACCGCCAAAACAACCCCACCUUAACAAGUAAACCUGUUCGCAGGAUAUAUAGAUUUAGCCAGGGCAAAAAGCGAAUCUCUCGAUAAUAGUUUGCUCAAACAAAAUAAAAAAAAAAGUGUAAUUAAUGCUAAGCGGCGAAGGAGACAAGAACGGUGAAAAACAAUUGUUACAAUAGGUCUAAUUAGCAAAAAGCAACUUUGCACGUGCAGCACACCUUUUUUGUACAUUUCUUUGCCGUUGUUUUGCACGACUACAACGUGACACUUUCAGAAACUUCCUGGUUACAACUGGUUUCACGUUUUAUGGAAGAAGUGUCGUACGUGUCGUCCUUGUUCACUUUUUUUUUUUACUGGCGCUCAUUUUCACCUUGCAUUUGGUGGCCGCUAGCAUUUCGUAUUUUCUCACCGCCGCUACAAAAUUUUCAUGUUGUUCUUCCAACGAAAUAAAUGUCUCUUUUGUCUCUCCUUCUCCCUCCACCUCUCCCCCCCGGCUCUCUCUCUCUCUUCCGACCAUACCCUGUUGGUAGUUUUGCUUAAGCUCGGAAGUCCUUCUGCAUUCUCCAGUAUCUUGCUUCCUUACGUUUUUGUAAUUCUCUAUCUAUACAUGUGAUGUUAUUUCUUCAUUUUUAACCGGCUCAAUAUAUAGCAAUAAUCUUUUUGCUUCUUAGUAAAGCCAGGAAGCUCUCUCUUCUGACGGUACCCAAUCCUAGAAAAUAAAAGGUUAAGUAAAUCAGUUUUGAUGAUUCAGUCCUACACCUGAUUUGCAGACGUAAACGAGUGUAUAACAGGAGAACACAACUGUGACGUUCAGUUUUUGUUUUUGUUGGUUCAAUAACCACACAGCAGUUCAAUAAGUACACAACAGAUCAAUAACCACACCAGUAGUUCAAUGACCACACAUUAUAUUAGUUCAUUGAGCGUAAACUACAUGUAGCUGCGAAAAAAAUAGCCACAAAUACGUUAGUUAUUUUUAAUUAGAAUGUAUAGCAUUAAGUAAGUGGUAAAUACUCAUUUAGCUAUGGUACGAGAACUAAAUAGAUAAAUAGCUACGUUACACUGUUAUUAUUGGGCCAGCUGUGGUACCACGGUUUGAAACGUGCGGAAAGAGAGUAAAAAAACAAGGUUUCAUCCACCGUUAACUGUUUAUUUUUUUCUGCUUUAUGAACGCGCGCUUUGUCGGGUUUCUAGUUGAAGUUUUCUCCGGACCGAGUCGGUGUUUUCCCUUUUCGGCACUGACUCUCUUUCCAGGUCUGUUCACUGUACCCCUGAUGAGAAUGACAGACCUUCUGAGCACUAAAAAUUUUUAUAUUAACAUCAGUCUAUGUUCCUGUCUCUAUUAGUGAGCUCACUAGAACUUAAUAACAGUGUAACAUAGCUAUUUAUCUAUUUAGUUCUCGUACCAUAGCUAAAUGAGUAUUUACCACUUACUUAAUGCUAUACAUUCUUAUUAAAAAUAACUAACGUAUUUGUGGCUAUUUUUCCCGCAGCUACAUGUAGUUUACGCUCAAUGAACUAAUGUGUGGUCAUUGAACUACUGGUGUGGUUAUUGAUCUGUUGUGUACUUAUUGAACUGCUGUGUGGUUAUUGAACUAACAAAAAGAAAAACUGAGAGAGAGAGAGAAAGAGAGGGGGAGGGGGGGGGGGAAGGUGGAGGGAGAAGGAGAGACAAAAGAGACAUUUAUUUCGUUGGAAGAACAACAUGAAAAUUUUGUAGCGGCGAUGAGAAAAUAAGAAAUGCUAGCGGCCACCAAAUGCAAGGUGAAAAUGAGCGCCACUGAAUCACGCCAUGCCGCGCGAGCUCUUCGAUGUUGUUGUUGGACUCCAGCUUUGUGGUCUCCUGACUCCACUCAGUCCUAUUUCCCUUAUAAACUAUAUAGGUAUUAUAAUUAUCAUUCAAAUUAUUAUUAUUAUUAUACUUAUUAUUAUUAUUACUAUCAUUAUCAUUAUUAUUAUUAUUAUUAUCAUUGUUAUCAUUAUUAUUUCUUGUUUUGUGCACUGGCUGAUCUCAUCCCAGCCUUUGUACUUGCUAAUGGAGCGAGUCAUAACACAUGAAAAAAGGACCCUUAGAUUUCGACUCCUUACUCUAGACCUCUAAUACUUUUCUUAAAAUCCUUUCCGUUCCUAGUGGCGUAGUUUUUUGGGGGGCAAUAAAAUACUAGUUCUUAUGUCCAACUUUCCAGCCACUUCUCCAAGUUCUUCGUCACACUUGCGAAUGAUCCUACAACAAUCUUUAUCACCUGUUUGUUUACAACCACAUGAUCAUGUCUAUUGUAGCAUUGAUGACAUGACCACAUUGGAUGUUCAUUAUCCCACAGUAGUUGAACUUCAUCGUUUUUACUCACGCUGUCAGCCACGUGUUCGUACCACUUUUCCUUCUAUUGCUCAUGUUAUUUCUCACAUAACUUCCAACGAACUACUUUUGCAAUACUGUCAUGUCUCUGUUUGUAUUCCCUUUGGGCUAACUUUUCAGUUACACUCACAGGCAAUAUGCUUUACAACCUCGCCUUUCUCGCCACAUUACCUACAUAAGGGGGAUUCGCGCGGUCUUGUCAAUAUGGUAUCAGUUACAUGGUUGGUCCUGAGAGCCUGUUCCUGGCCUGCACAAAUAAGUCCUUCUGUUUUGAUCUUCCAGUCUGCUUUUCUUAACCUGCUCCAAGUUUCUCUUACAUGUGUUGUUCCGGGUAUUUCUCUUAAAAAUUGAUCAUGCAGCCUUUUUCCCUUCCAACUGUCGAGUUUCAGCUCAUUGUUCCAAGAUGUCCUGAAUUCAUUCUUACUGACAGUUUCCUCGCUUUUAAUUUUACCAGUAGCUAUUACCCCUUGCAGUAAAACGUCCAAAGAAUUCCUCACAUAUCACUCCAAACUGUUUUCCUUACCUCUAACACACUUCUCACAGCUUAUUAGUCCCCGACCUCCAUCCUCCCUUGAUACAUACAACCUAUCAACAUUUGAAUAGAAAGCACCAUUCAUUGUCAACACCUUCAAUGUUGAUUUUAAUAUUAGUUUCAGCCUUUAUUUUACCCUCUUGCAAACUGUCUUUUCUUUUCCUUUUCGUUUAUUACAUCUGCCUCAGUAGCCCCCAAGUAUUUAAAUCCUCUUCAACAAAUUCUACCAUUAUCCGCCAAUCGAAAAGAGUUAUACCCUCAAACCCUACUUUCCUUUGUCAAUUAACAAGUUGAUUCUUUUCCUCAAAGGGCCGUUUCUUGAAACUCCUAAUAAUUACGGAGUUUGGUCUGGACAAAAUUGGGCCUAAAAGUACUGUUUACUUUUCGAAUUACUGUAAAAAGUAUAAAAGGCUGGUUAGUACACGUUAAGAGGGUUUGUUGGCACGCUUUUUCAAAGUGAACUUGUAGCGAACGCAAAAAAGAAAAGAAAAAAAAACAGCCCGGUGGUUUUUCAUUUUGGCCCUUCCUUUCAGACAGAGAGACAAAAACCGAUAAAUCUUUAUUGAUAUGUUCUCGAACAAACUGCUAGAAAUAGGACAACCACACACAAAAUGGCAGAUAAAAUCCAGAACUAUUAAUUAAGAAGCACAUUGGUUUUGAAGUAACCGCAUACAUACUGCGGGUUUAGUAUGAAAUACUGACCCGAUAACAAAAACUAAAUGUAAUAAUACACUAGCUAUAACACCUCCUCGCAGAAAUUUUGUACCUAAUAGAAAAAUUGUAUACACGACAACCGUUGAAACCCUCUAUGUCGUCAAAAGCUCAAGAAAAGAAACAAAAUUAUUAGAAGCAAUAAUAUAAUUGUUCAAUGUCGUUAAAGUGAAUUAAACUUGAUGGUUUUAAUCCAUUUCUUCAACCAGUCUCUGCGGUGGUUAAGGGACGGACCAUUAUUUUUCUGGAGGCGGGGGUGGGUGGAUGAGAAAUAUUGAACAAAAGGGGUCUGAAAAGUGAAAAUAAACUGUUUGCUAACGUGAAAGUGUAAGAAAAAAAUGUUUGCAGAGAAAAUAAACACGAUCUGGGUACUUUAAAAUGGCAUGGUCACUCUGUAUAACAAAUCUGAAAAUAACCGAUUCUUUCUUGAAAAAAAUGGGAAUUAUUGUGGCAAUUAAAUCUCAACGUUACUUGUCAACAUUUUGUCCUACUGCACAACUUCAUAUACAAGGCAUUAAACAAAUAAUAUUCUUCAAACUUUGCUAUAUUUAUCAUUACUACUCACAUAUUUCAGAAGUCAAUGAAUUACAUGAACAACAAAAUAAUGCUACAUAACGAAUAAUGCCUUACACCAUCAGUCUAAUACGUGACAGCUUAAGGUCAGAAUUUUUAUGGGUUUUCAUUGAAGGAAUGCCCCUUGCCUUGCCAUUUUUUAAUAAUGUUGACAUUCUUUCAAGAAAUGGGCGCAUUUCAGAAGUCUGUCACCUUCCUGAUGAUAUCACCAUCAAAGCUUUAAAUGGCUCACUUACUACUUAUAAGUUAUUUGGCGUGACCUAUGGUAAUGGCAAUCAUUUUAAAUCAGCAAUGUGCCUGCCUUUACCCCGGGUACCACAGGCCGGGUGAUACGAGUAUGAUGGCCUGUGGGAACAUCAUCAAAGAGGAUCAGGACUUCGGUACUGUGGAAUCGCAAAAACGCCCCCUACUCCCUUUGGCUAUUUCCUAUCAUAUGCUCUUUAAUUAUUUGCGUCAGUAGCUGCCAAAAAUUAAAACAGGCGAGUGGAGCGUAUAUCGACAAAAUAUAAAUUGGCUAUAGCACUAUUGAUUAGGUUCUUCGAAAAAUGGUAUAAUAGUACCAUCAACGUACUUCCAUAUGUCUACUCUGGGAACCCUGAGGAAUAGCGAUAGGCCUAGUUUGGUUCCUUGAGGCACACUAUCGGGAACAGGGCCCCACUCAGAAAAACAGUCUCCAGACAACUUAACGCGUUGUUGUCUAUGCGUUAAGAAGUCGGCCACCCAGAAGGCAACAGCGCGAGGAAUAGGUAGGCCGAAACCUUUGCGCACAAGCAGGGUGUGGUCGCUUAGAUCGAAGGCCUUCCUACAAUCGAACAGCAGCCCAGGGCCUGUAAGUGGCUUAUAACCAGGUAGGUAGCAUAGACGUAAGGGCGUGUAGGGUAGAGGACGCUGGAUGCAACCAUACUGAUUUGUAUCAAUCACCUCUAGAACCGCAAGGCCGACAUGGAGAGCGACGAUAAUUUAACAAUUAGUGAAUGAGGAUGAGUAUCUUAUGAAGAAUUAUGGAGAUCUCAGAGGGUGUUAUAACACCUUCCGAGAUGUCCAUAAUUCUUCAUAUGAUACGAAAGCCGAAUUCAAUAAUUGUUUUAUUAUUCAUUCAAAAUAAUUCCUAGUUUAAAAAGAUAGCUAAAACAUGCUUACCUCCAUCGAUCCAUCGAUGUUAAGUUCAUCUUCGAUAGUGCACGUUUAGGGUUGUUCAGCUCCGCAAAUAUUCUCCAAAUAGCAGAUGUCGCCCCUCGAGUUGUCUUCUUGCUGUUUUUGCCAUGUUUUUAGCCAUCAUUUCGCCUAGUUCUUACUCUUGAAACCAGUGAAAUGUCCGCCAUUUUUGUUUCCCUAACCAAAACAACUCAGUCUCGUCCCCAGGUCUUCUCGGUUAACGGUGCAUUAACCUGCAAAAACGUUGCAUUUUUGAAGUCAUUUCUUCGUUAAACACAAAAUUCUUCCAAAUAAGGUCGUCAGUAACUGGUUAUGGUGAAUUAUGCAUGUGCUUUUAGCCAAGCAGAAUCGGGGAAAUAUUUUGAAUGAAUUAUAAUGUAACAUAUUACAGGGGUUAGGAAGAUCGGACGAAGAUGUUUGUUGAUGUCGGUAACAGGUUUUAGCUUGGGGACAGGCACCAAAUUGGCCAUCCUCCAGGUUUCCACGUCUCUACUCCGCGAAACUGCUGUUUAGCACAGCUGUAACUGGGCAGGCAAGCAUAUCUGCAUACUCCUUCAACAACCAGUUGGGUAAACCAUUGGGUCCAGCCGCCUUCUUAGGAUUAAGCCUUUUUAAAGCGGAAAAACGGCGGGUUCCGAAAGGGUUAGCGGUGACAAAUCCUCAUUGUGUGAAGGAAGGGAUUCAAGCCUUUGGAAGGACUCCGUUGUAGGAAUGCAGAGUUGAUUUGGUUGGAAAUCUCUCAGUGCUCAGACAGAAUAGUGGAACCCUCGAUCUGUAAGUUGGCAAACAACGAGUCUGAGCCAGGAGCGAGGGCAAUGCCAGCCAUCUGCUUUAGGUGGUUCGAUUUUGAAGCGUAGUAGUUGCUACGGAGAACUUUACGCUUGCAAUUCACCACAUUACGGUAGUGUCGGAAAAACUGAUUGUCCCCGUACUAAUUGUCUUGUUGGCGAAGAUUUAUGAGACGUUUGAAUGCAGGUGACACCCAUGGGGGGGGGGGGGGUCAUUGACAUGGACUCUAGACUGCUUAAUAGGUAUGAUGGAAUCAAGACCGGUUAAGAUGAAGUCUGUGGGUAGCUGCAGCUUUUACUCACAAUCAUUGGCUAGAUCCAUAAGCGACCAGUCGAUAACGGCCAUACGCGAGUAUCACGUCUCAAGAUUUGUUUCCUAUUCGGCCCCUCGCGGGUAGCUCUCGUUUUAGGAUUUAAGAUGACAACGUUAUGAUCUGACAAACCAAACGGUGGUAAGAUUUGUACAGAAUUUUUAUCGUAAAACUAAGGCAAGUUUGUUAACACCAGGUCUAAGGUCCGGUCACCACUAGUCGGCUUGUCGAUAAGUUUAGUUAAAUGAAAUGAGAUCUAAGGCGUCUGAUAUUAAAACCCUUUAAAGUCGCCACAGAGGAGAAUGCCGCGGCCCGGAAAUUGACCUCCAAUUGAUGUUGAAGUUGUCGCUAGAUGUUUUAAGCAUAGCCAUGUCGUUGACAGUGCCAGCAAUCCGACAAGUGAUUCAACCCGGUAAUAUGGUCGGCUGAAGCCACGUCCACAUUGUUUCAAAAUCAGGAUCCUGUAAAUAUUCCAGGGACUUGAACUUGGGGUUUUUUGUAAUAUACAAGCCGACUCCACCUUGAGGGCCUGUAGUACGGUUCCUUGCAGUGACAUGGUACCCUGAGAUGCGGAGGUGGUUUUCGGUGAUAGAGUCUCUUAGCCAAGUCUCAGUGAAUAAAGCAAUAUUUACAUACGAAAUCACACAUUUCACUUCGUCAUUGGUGCAAGCGAAAUGGGGUUGGCCAAGAGUAGACUAACACCGUAUUUGAUGAGUUUUUUGUGAUCGUGGGUUCCCGGUUUAAGGUGGCAAUGUUCGAGUUUUUUCGUCUACGUGUGUUGGAGUCUCGCGGGUGAUUCCUGAGUAAAACCACUGGGAUGGAAAGGUUGUUUGUGUUGCAAACCGGCUAGAAGAGGUGUCACCUCGAAUAUUUCAUAAGGAAAAGGCAGCAAAAUGCCAAUUAUUUUCUUCUCGUAGACAUUUCCUUCCACAAAGAUUUGCAGCGAAAACCCCGCUUGUAGUGUUAUUCAGACCUGUUUUGUUACCAUCGGGCAUCAAUCUUCAAUCCCCGACGACACUCACAAUGCGUCGGUUUCGAACGCGAAAUACCGCGGCUAGUUAGGCGUCGCCAUUGGUCAGGAACAAGUGCGUGUGCUGCCUGUCGGGCGCACAUCUAAUAGCCCGGAAGCAGUACACGCCCACCUGAAAGAUUAGAGUCAGUGGAGUCACCAAACCACCUAUUCCUCCCCCCACUGCUCCGCGUCGGUCCAAGCGUGCAACAUAGGGACGGACCAUUAUUUUUCUGGAGGGGGGGAGAUGAAAAAUUAUCUUCUGCAAAAUUUUUUUAACAUAUGUCUCCGCAAACAUUUAUUUUCUAUCGUCAUUUUCUUGCAAACAAUUUUUUUCCAUAUGUUUUGAGUGUUCUUUUUUUUGUGCUAAAUAUUGCCAUUGCCUUUUUAUACCAUUUUUCGAAGAACCUAAUCACUAGUACUAUAGCCACUUUAUAUUAUGUCGAUAUACGCUCCACUCACCUGUUUUAAUUUUUGACAGCUACUGACGCAAAUAAUUAUUAAUAAAGGGCAUACGACAGGAAAUAGCUAAAGGGAGUAGCGGGCUUUUUUGCGAUUCCACAGUACCGAAGUCCUGAUCCUCUUUGAUGAUGUUCCCACAGGCCAUCAUACUCGUAUCACCCGGCCUGUGGUACCCGGGGUGAAGGCAGGCACAUUCCGGAUUUAAAAUGAUUGCCAUUGCCAUAGGUCACGUCAAAUAACUUAUAAGUAGUAAGUGACCCAUUUAACGCUUUGAUGGUGAUAUCAUCAGGAAGGUGACAGACUUCUGAAAUGCGCCCAUUUCUUGAAAGAAUGUCAACAUUAAAUGGCAAGGCAAGUGGCAUACCUUCGGUGAAGACCCGUAAAAAUCGACGGCAUAAUGACAGAAAUAAGUGAAAAGGAUUUAAAUACUUGGGGGCUACUGAGGCAGAUGUAAGAAUAAGGUUAUAGCGAUUUUUAAACACCUGCGCAGUGUCAGUGCUGAUCAGGUAUGGAGCAGCUAAGAUGGGCAAAGGAAGAACUGAAAACAUUGGAUUCAAUGACAAGAAAGGUGUUGAUCGACAAUGAAUUGUGCUUUCCAUUCAAAAAGAGGUCGUAUGUAUCAAGGGAGGAUCAAGGUCGGGAACCAAUAAGCUGUGAAGGGUGUGUGAGAGGUGAGUAAAACAGUUUGGGGUGGUGGUGUGUGAGGAAUUCUUGGGAUGUUUUACUGCAAGGGGUAAGGGGUAAGGUAUAUUGAAAGUGAGGAAACUGUCAGUUAAGUUGAUUGAAGACAUCUUGGAACAAUGAGCUGAAAAUCGACACUUGGAAAGAAAGAAAGCUGCAUGGUCAAUUUUAUGAGGAAUACUCGGAACAACACAUGUAAGAAAACUUGGAGCUGGUUACGAAAAGCAGACUCGAAGAUCCAAACAGAAGAACUUAUUUGUGCAGGCCAGAAACAGGCUCACAGGACCACCUGCAACCAUGUAACUGAUACUACGUUGACAAUACCGCGCGAAUCCCCCUUAUGUGGGUAAUAAGGCGAGAAGGGAGAAUGUAAACCAUAUUCUCUGUAAGGGCAAAAAGUUAGCCCAAAGGGAAUAUAAACAGAGACAUGAAAAUAUUGCAAAAGUAGUUCGUUGGAAGUUAUGUGAGAAAUAUCAUCUGGAAAAGAAGGACAAGUGGUACGAACACAUGCCUGACAGUGUGAGCAAAAACGAUGAAGUUAAACUACCGUGGGAUAAUGAACAUCCAAUGUGAUCAUGUCAUCAAUGCUACAAUAGACAUGAUCAUGUGGUUGUAAACAAACAGGAGAGAAAGUGCGCCAUUGUCGAUAUUGCUGUAGCAGGGGAUAAGAGAAUUGUUGAAAAGGUUAAAAAAUAUCAGGAGCUAUAAACAAAAAAUUCCAAGGAUGUGGAACUCGAGAACUGUGCAGGAGAUAAAGAUUGUUGUGGGAUCAUUCGCAAGUGUGUCGAAGAACUUGGAGAAUUGGCUGGAAAGUUGGACAUAACAAUUAGUAUUUCAUUACCCCCCAAAAAUUACGCCACUAGGAAGGGAAAGGAUUUUAAGAAAAGUAUUAGAGGUCUAGAGUAAGGAGUCGAAAUCUAAGGGUCCUUUUUUCAUGGGUUAUGACUCGCUCCCUUAGUAAGUACAAAGGUAUGAGAUCAGCCAGUGCGCAAAGCAAGAAAUAAUAAUGAUAAUAAUUUGAAUGAUAAUUAUAAUACUUAUAUAGUUUAAUAAGGGAAAUAGGACUGAGUAGAGUCAGGAGACCACAUAGCUGGAGUCCAACAACAACAUCGAAGAGCUCACGCGUCAUGGCGUGAUUAUUGUACCAUUACUUAGGUACAUAUGACGGACACUGCCCCCGGGCACUGUCCCAUUACACUGUUAUAAUCAUAAUUAGAACAGCAUUUAGUAGUGGUAAUAGGACUAGAAAUAGGACUCAGAUUGGAAUCAAUUUCGUCCGUAAUCAUCGGAUUGAUUAGAGAAAACUGAAUGGCAUCCAAAAGUCGCGCCUCCUGUUUUGCAGACGUAAACGAGUGUGCAACAGGAAAACACAACUGUAACGGAAGCUUCAUAUGCCAUAACACCAAAGGAUCCUUCUUAUGUAUCUGCAGAGAGCCAGGAUAUUUCUGGAACGGCUUUAAUUGCACA